Messenger RNA from Cyprinus carpio (common carp), 1851 nucleotides. RefSeq names its product alpha-2-antiplasmin-like. Lineage: Eukaryota; Metazoa; Chordata; Actinopteri; Cypriniformes; Cyprinidae. The record is from RefSeq and is a predicted model, not a curated record. Gene Ontology annotation, biological process: negative regulation of fibrinolysis; negative regulation of endopeptidase activity. Gene Ontology annotation, molecular function: serine-type endopeptidase inhibitor activity.
CGUCUAUGAAGAGGUAGGUCUAAGAGCUAUAUAAGGGAAAAAAUCAAUGAAAGUUGAAAUGUAACUGCCUGCUCUGAGACUGCCAACCCCUACAGCAAAGAAUUUUGUGUUUCUUUCUCUUAUCAGGGCUGGAUCCGCUGGAGAUUUGCACGACUAACUUCUAGAACAUGAACUUGUGUUUUCUGGCAUUCCUCCUCCUUUGUUACGCCAAGCAAGGCUGGACGGAGGAUGCGAUUGAACCAGAGGAUGGAGCGGAUCCUUUAAUUCCUCUCAUCCCACUGGUGCCUAGUAAACCCAUAUCAGAUUUGAAGAGCACUCUUGACCCCACCAUAACAGAAGCACUCACAGUUUCUCCAGAUGGCCUGGAAGCAGAUCCUUCAACCCCAGUUCCCUCUCCUGGUCCGAAAGAAGGAUCCUCUGAGGAGGACCUUGAUUCGCUCUGUGAUGGGGACAUGACCAGCCAAGAGAUAAAGCGGACCAUUGGCAAUGGCAUUCUGAAGCUUGGCCUUUGGUUCCUGGAAAACUUGAAGCCUAGUCCAGAGCAGCCCAAUGUCAUCAUUUCCCCUCUUAGCUUGUCUGUAGCACUCUCGCAGCUAGCGCUAGGAGCAACUAAUGAGACAGAAGAGCUGCUUCUACACCACCUGCAUGCAGACGCUCUGCCCUGCUACCACACUGCCCUCAGCAGCCUCCUGCGCAACUUCCGCAAAAGGAGCCUGUCCAUCGCCAGCCGCAUCUAUCUGAAAACUGGAUUUAAAGUUAAACAGGACUUUGUGGAAGACUCUCAUAAAUUGUAUGACUCAGAGCCGGCCACUUUGACUGAUGUUAAUGACAUCAAUGAAUGGGUUAAGAAAGUCACAAAUGGACACAUCUCAGAGUUUUUGUCCAGCCUGCCUCUCAGCGCCGUUAUGAUGCUCAUCAAUGCCAUGCACUACAAAGGAGAGUGGCUCACUCGCUUUGACCCUCAUUUCACCUCCACUGAGCUCUUCUACAUAGAUGAAAACCAGAUUGUUAAUGUGGAUAUGAUGCUUGGGCCAAAGUAUCCUCUCAGCGUUUUCCCCCACCAUGAGCUGGAUGCCCAGGUUGCUCGGUUCCCUUUUAAAGGUGACAAGAGUCUACUAGUAAUAAUGCCAACAUCUGGACAUGUGAAUGUAUCAGCCAUUGCAGCUAAGCUCAAUAUCUCAGAUCUUUACCGUCGAUUACCACGAGAAAGAAACAUGCAGGUCAAACUCCCAAAAUUCAAACUUGACUUCAACCAGGACCUCCAAGAAGCCAUGACAAACAUGGGUCUAGGAAUGCUAUUUAGUCAUCCAAAGCUGGACCGCAUCUCCGAGGGCCGGUUGUUUGUUUCCAGUGUGCAGCAUAUGUCCAGUAUUGAGAUAAAUGAAGAAGGGGCAAAGGCAGCGGCGGCAACAAGUGUGGUCAUCUCACGUUCCAACCCUUCAUUUACCGUCAACCAGCCAUUUUUCUUUGCCCUUAUGGAUGACUUAAGUCAAACGCCAUUCUUUUUGGGAGUAAUUUCUAACCCAAACCCUGGAGCAUCUAUUGUGGUCACAAAUCCUGGCAAUUCAGAUAAAAUUGACAAUGACAAGCCACACUCUUUUGAUGUUCCUCCAAAGUAGAUCGUUUUCAUACAUUUAGCAGAAUGAGUCCAUAAGUGAUUGUUGACUGCUUAGUUGGUCCUCACUGGGAAGCAAAUUAAGGACAUAUCUUCUAUAAAUUAAUUCUAGCAGAUAAUUUGAAAUUACUCCCCCUGUAUAAGUUAAUGUUGUUUUAAAUAUCCUAAUCUUUGUUAAAAAGACAUGAUUUGUUUAUUUGUUGUUUGUUUUUUAAUUAAAGAAAUUUGACCAGAAA